Babjeviella inositovora NRRL Y-12698 is the source of this 1662-nucleotide messenger RNA. RefSeq lists its product as uncharacterized. The record is from RefSeq and is a predicted model, not a curated record. Gene Ontology annotation, cellular component: cytoplasmic vesicle; clathrin adaptor complex. NCBI's taxonomy places the organism in Eukaryota, Fungi, Ascomycota, Pichiomycetes, Serinales. The transcript is spliced from 2 exons. The coding region runs from base 1 to 1662 and encodes 553 amino acids. Gene Ontology annotation, biological process: endocytosis; intracellular protein transport.
AUGGGACUAAUUGAAGCGGUCUAUAUAGCAGACUCCGUUGAUACUUUGAUAUACGAGCAUUUGAUUAAUCCUCAGAUUCCCCCGUUUGAUGCCAUUAUCCACAAGAAAACCAAGGUCGAGAAACAAUCGUUGGCACAAUUUACCAAAGACUCCGAUGACUACGACACAGAACAAUGCGACCUUGUCCGUCCAGCCAUUCCCUUGGACAAAAACUUGGCCUUGUCGCAGCAUACGUACAAUGGUUUACAUUUUUAUGUCUUGUGCAGCUCCCAAAGACCGAAUUCGGAGGUCGAAAGGGACUGUUUCAACCCCGCCCUUCCGUUUGUGUUUAUCACGCGUUUGAUCGAAGUGUUUGAGGACUAUUUUGGCGCUCCUUUGGUGCAGUCAAAAAUUGUCAGCAAUUACGACACCUUGACGCUCUUGUUGAACGAAAUGAUUGAGGAUGGCUAUCCCUUUGUCACCAACUUCAACAAGCUCCGCGAAGUGGUACCGUUCAAAAAUUUCUUGAGCAAUCUCUUGGCCCAAACUGCAAACUUCAGUUCGUCGGCCAACAAGUUGAUCUCGUCCGCCACUGCGAACUUAACUAAUAGCACUCCAAGCUUCCCUUCCGUGCCGUCAGCAGUCCAGAAGGAUGCCAUUCCGUGGCGCCGGUCGAAUGUGAAGCACACCAAAAACGAGUUAUUUGUUGACUUGAUUGAAACGUUGAAUGUGGUAUUGACCCCCAUCAACACUAGUAAAGUUACCCCUAAACCCCCGGGAAUUAUCGGAAGCGCUUUCUACUCUUCCUCCGGCUCUGGCUCCAAAAAGCUCGUACCCACGUUGGCCAACAUCGAUGGUAAGAUUAACCUCACCUGUCAUCUAACCGGUGUGCCCACCUUGCAGCUACUGCUCAACUUGAACAACUUUGACCUCCCAGCGCCUGCCUUCCACCAAUGCAUCAACGUAGAGAGGUGGCAGCAGAAUCCAGGGUAUUUGAGUUUUAUACCGCCGGACGGAAAAUCCACCAUCAUGAAUUACUCCAUCCAUCUAGACGAGGCGCCAGUGCCCAAAAAGCUAUGGAGUAAGUACACCGGGGUCAUGGAUAUAGACUAUCAGACUGGUUUGGGCAAGGAUAAGAACGAAUUUGAGCUUCGCCUCAUCUCGAAGGUCAACGCCUCCUCUAACAUGAAGUCAGAUUUGAGAGGCGUGCCCAACAAGCUUAACUCCAAGUACGUGGAAAACUUGAAGCUCGAAGUAAACUGCGAGGUGUUCCAGGAAAAGGUUUCCACGAUUAAGGGUAUAAGAGUGACGCACGGCGACUUUCAGUACAAGGGUAACGGCCGAGCCGAGUGGGUUUUCCAUAAGAACCUUUUGGUUGGAGCCACGCCGAUUUUGCGAGGCAAAAUUGUGUCGAGCGAUGGGAGCAACGAGGAGCACUACGACGAUAGUGGAUCUGAAAGAAACGGGUUUGACAUCCGUUCCGUGACUGACUCACUAUCCGGUGUAUCGGAACCUCUCUCUCCUACCUAUAUCCGGUUGCAGUAUUCCACCAUUGGUUCCAUCCCCUCUGGGAUCAAGGUCGAGUCAUUGAAGAUUGCGAGCACUCUCGGUGGGGGCGAAGGCAUCAAACCAUACAAGGGGGUCAAAUACAUUACCCGCACGGGUGAUUUCUUCAUUCGCUAA